UUUUCUGACUAUGUCUUCCUUCAAGAAGAGAAAUAAAAGUGGUCAGAAACGUUACAGAGAGCGAGGGCAGCCAUCAGAAAGGAAGCACCUCGGUCUGUUAGAGAAACACAAGGAUUAUGUGGAGAGGGCAGCCUCUUUUAAGAAGAAAGCAGCUGAACUGAAGCGACUACACGAGAAGGCAAGGAACAGGAAUAAAGAUGAGUUCUACUACAAAAUGAUCAAAACUAAGCUUCAAGACGGUCGUCACGUGAUACAGCAAGAGGAAGAAUCCUAUACAGAGGAACAACUCAAAAUCAUGAAAACUCAAGACCUGAAAUACGUCCAACUGAAACUAAGCACAGAGAAAUCAAAGAUCGAUCGACUGAGAGCAUCCCUCCAUCAAACUGAGGAGAGAGAGAAGCACAACACACACUUGAUAUUUGUCGAUGAUGAAGACGAGGCAGACAGCGAAGAAGAAUUAGAGAGCAGAGAAAAUGAGACUAGUACUGCAGGAGAAGACGACAUGGACGACGACGAUGAUGAUGACUUUCAAUUUAAGGAUUUAUCGAUACGAGUUAGAAAGAGGUCGAGAAAAGAGCCAAUCCCUGGAGAUGCACCUGAUGCUGAAGGAAGAUACAAAGAGCUGGAGAGUAGACUCAAGCGUUGCCAAGAGCUAAAGAUGUUAAGCGAAAGAAUGCAACUACAGAAACACCUCCUCAAUAAGAAAGAGAAGAGAGUAAAGGAAAGAGGAGGAGGACGAACCAUCUAUAAAUGGCUACCAGAAAGAAAAAGAUAGAUAAUCAUUCUUUUACUUGAAAAUAAUAAUAAAAAUUGGUUUUUAAACCGGA
Amphimedon queenslandica is the source of this 827-nucleotide messenger RNA. RefSeq names its product probable U3 small nucleolar RNA-associated protein 11. Lineage: Eukaryota; Metazoa; Porifera; Demospongiae; Haplosclerida; Niphatidae. The record is from RefSeq and is a predicted model, not a curated record. Gene Ontology annotation, cellular component: nucleolus; small-subunit processome. The transcript has a single exon. Gene Ontology annotation, biological process: rRNA processing. Bases 11 to 775 code for a protein of 254 amino acids.